AUGUCUGAGAAUGACCACAAUGACGAUCGGAAUGCGAAUGAAUCAAGUGAUUCGGAACUGGAGGAUCCAUUGAACAGCACAUCAGGAAAUCAAAGAGUCAAAACAGUCAACAAGAAAGGAGAUAAUCGUGCAGUAAUCGAUUCUAAAAGUUGUGAAAGUGAUCAUGAUAGUGAUUUCGUUGACGAUGAUAAUCUUAGAGGAGCAAAGGUUGGUAGUAAAACACCUCGGACUUGUAAAGUGAUAUAUGUUAGGGAAAACAGUGCUAGGAAAGGAAAACUAGAGUCUCCCAAAGUACAAAAAACCCCAAACACAAAGAACAAUCUCACAAAAAGCAGAGCAGCUGAAAUGCCAGAAUUAUCCAUUCCAAAGAUUAACGUGGGAGGAAGUACGAAAAAAUUGGGUCGACAGCAGAGUGUGAAAGACACAGCCACACAAAAAGCAGAGAAUGAAAAAGGCAAAGAGAACAAGAAUGGAGGCAAUGUGAGGGGUAAAAGUGGUAUCACAGAAAAGGGGAUAGAGGAGGGAGAGAGGGAAGACAGUUCUGUUGAGAGUAGUAAUGAAGAUUAUGAUCAGAAUUUAAUUGAAUCUAGUGACUCAGAGCUGGAGGAUCCAUUUAAUAGUAAAGCUUCAAAUAAGAGCAACAGUGAGCAAAAGUCACCGCAAAAGAAUGUAAAGAACAAUUCCCUUAAUAACUCAAAAGCCAGGAGGGGUAAUGACGGUGAAGAAUCGGAUAUUUCAGGAGAUGAAAAUGAGGUUGUGGAUAAAGGUGGAAGGAAAUCUUUAAGAAAGAGUAAAGCAACAGUUGGAGAAAAGAAUACAGACAGUGAGAGCAAUGUAAAGAAAGGGAGACUUGAUACCACCAAACCCAACAAGACUCCGGUCCCAAAAAACAGCUCCAGAGUAUUAACUAAAACAACAGAACCAUCUGCAUCUUCCACACCAAAGAGAAGUGGACGAGGAACUUCCUUAAAAUUGCCUGUGCAGCAGAAGAUCAUCACACAAGCUGAGCUACAUGUCACGACUUCACCUUCGUCGGGGGAGGAGAACUCAGAUGAUGAGGCUACCAGUAAUGGUGUAUACCACAGUUCUGAUGAUGAGCCAACCCCCGACCCAACAGUGGGGGAAAUUAUCAGUUCUUCUCCACAGAGAGCCACGAAUGAUCCAGAAAGGUCCAAUCCUGCCGAAGAGUUCAGCUCUGAAUCAGAAUGGGAAGAAAAUGCCACCUUUCCAGGUAUAAACAUCAGAAUAUAA
This is a messenger RNA of Saccostrea cuccullata (small rock oyster), 1251 nucleotides long. RefSeq names its product cylicin-2-like. The record is from RefSeq and is a predicted model, not a curated record. Lineage: Eukaryota; Metazoa; Mollusca; Bivalvia; Ostreida; Ostreidae. The coding region runs from base 1 to 1251 and encodes 416 amino acids. The transcript has a single exon.